Penicillium salamii is the source of this 2487-nucleotide messenger RNA. The record is from the annotation of a GenBank genome assembly. NCBI's taxonomy places the organism in Eukaryota, Fungi, Ascomycota, Eurotiomycetes, Eurotiales, Aspergillaceae.
AUGAGACCUCUGAACCUCUCCGCCCGGCAACCUGAUUUCUUCCCCUAUUCCCUCAUUUUUUUUCUUGGCCACUCCUUCUUCUUGUAUAUUCUUGUAAUUGUAUACUUUAUAUUUUGCAUUAUGCCGUCGGGCAUCAGCAAGCGCCAGCAGGCGCGGAAUGAAAAGACCCUUGCGGAGCUGAUCCGGACCGUUCCUGGCAAUGACCGAUGUGCCGAUUGCGAUGCCUUGACCCCAGGAUGGGCAAGCUGGAACAUGGGUAUCUUCCUUUGCAUGCGUUGCGCCGCUCUGCACCGGAAGCUAGGCACACAUAUCUCCAAGGUCAAGUCAUUGAGCAUGGAUACUUGGAACACAGAGCAGGUUGAUAGCAUGAAAUCGCAUGGAAACCUCCUUAUGAACAAGAUUUACAACCCAAGAGGCAUCAAGCCAGCGAUCCCCACCGACGUCGACGAAGCCGAUGCAUGCAUGGAGAGGUUCAUCAGGCAAAAAUACCAGCACCGUUCAUUGGAAAAUGGAAAGCCGAAGCCGCCGAGCCGAGAGGAAUCGAGCUAUUCCAACCCUAGAGCCCAAUCACCCAUCGAAAGCCGAGCACCUAGGGACUACGACAGAUCCCCAGAAGGAUCACCUCCCCCUCUUCCACCCAAGUCGGGCAAAUUCUUCAAGUUCGGUCUUCGCUCGUCAUCCUCGACAUCGAACCUACGACGGUUCGGCAACAGCAAACCAAAGGUUACAUCGCCUACUUCGGAUAAUGGAGCUUGGUCACCACCACCGCCGCCAUCUAGGAGGACAACGGGUCUUGGUGCGCCUGUUGUCGAUGUAACAACGGCAUCUUUGGAAUCUAAGAUGGCGGUAUUGCAGGAGAUGGGAUUCACAAACGAUCGACGCAACGAGAUGGUACUCAGGGGACUCAAUGAAGAUUUGGAUCGGGCCGUUGAAACCUUGGUCAGGCUGGGUGAAGGAAGCAACCCAGUCUCUAGGUCCCGGACUCCGGCCGGCAUAAGCUCUGGCGCAACGCGUGAGACGACUUCCAAACCACAGACAGCCAGCCAAACCCUCAAGGUCUCCGACAACUCAUUCCCUGACAUGCCUUCCAAUAAUCCAUUCGACCGAGUGGUCUCAAACCCCAUACCUCAGCAAUCACAGACCGCUUCAUACAACCCAUUCGAUCAACCGAACGCAGCGCAGACAUCCACGCAGCCGUUGGAAUCUUCCUUCCAAGGCUUGCAAGUCUCUCAGCCACUGUUCCCUCACUCUACUGGUGGAUACCCUCAUCAGGCAAGCUCCAUGCAACAGCCUCCAUACCAACAGCCUUUCACCCCUCCGAUCCCAUCAUCAUUCUCUCAGUCACCCUACGUUGCAUCCCCUCAGCCGAUGGACAACAGUUUCAACCCAUUCAACCAGCCCGCGCCACCCCAGCAGCCGCAAACUCAAGCUCAGCCAGCCCCCGGUACUCCGCAGACGAACCCAUUCUUUAAUACUCCGUCGCACAGCCAGACCAUGCAGCCGCAAGGCCCGCAAAUGGCCCCCUCGGCGCCGACUUUCAGUGCUCAGCCCCAGCCUCAUCACGCCAAUACCAUGCCAGCUGUCUCUUCUGCAUCACCGUUUGGAUCUAAUCCUUUCUACGGACAGCAGCAACAGCAACAUCAACAGCAGCAGGUACCAAACACCGCCUCGGGAGCUUACAACUUCUUCCAGCAGGGACCAGCUGCAAACCAACAGAAUGGUAGCAGCUUCCCGGGCCAGUUCCAGGCGAAUCAGCAGCCCCAGCAACCGCAACAACUCAAGCCCCAGCCCACAGGGAUGGAUAAAAACAGCAUUCUUUCAUUGUACAAUAUGGCCCCUUCACAAAAUAAUAUCCCACCCCCCACCCAACAAUACCAACAAAACCAGCCCCCCCAGCCCCAGGCUGCCACUGGAACGAACCCUUUCCCGCAAUCAACCAACCCAUACGCUUCCACAUUGCAACCCCAGCAGGGCUCUACCUUCCAGCAACAAAACCAGCCACAGCAGUUUUUCCAACACCAGCAAUCCCAACCACAGCAGGCCUUCCAGCAGCCUCAGCCUCAGCCUCAGCCUCAGCCUCAGCCUCAACCGCCUGCUCCAGCUAACAAUCCAUUCUUUAGCAAUGGCUCUACAGGAGCGACCUCAGGCGCCCCUACAGGAGCAGGCUCCGGCCUUGCCGCCUUGGCAGGGAUCAAUUCCUACCAGCAGCAGCAGUCUUCAGGGCCAGGAGUUGGAGACACGAACGGAAGUGUUCAAAGCCCAUCCUUGGGAACAACUACCUCUCCAUUUGGGGGAUCCAACGCCUCUCCAUUCGCAGGAAUGGCACCUCCAUUCGCAAGCACGAACAAAUCCCCGUUCUCCGGCCCACCUCCCACAAACUCGGCUUUUCGUGGAACACACAUGAGCCAGCCGAGUGUUGACGUGAGUGGUCUGCAGAAAGGGCGCCAUAGCCCUGAUGCUUUCGCAAGCCUGAGUGCUCGCUACUGA